Molecule: messenger RNA, 1467 nt
Organism: Lindgomyces ingoldianus
Lineage: Eukaryota; Fungi; Ascomycota; Dothideomycetes; Pleosporales; Lindgomycetaceae
Exons: 13
Coding region: 1-1467 (488 amino acids)
Source: RefSeq, a predicted model, not a curated record
AUGUAUGGUCUCGAAUCACUACUAACGGGUGUGUGGGAAAAUGACGAGAACUUUGAGGUGCCUGAACGCCAGCUAAUAAAUCCGUCGGCACUUCUGCGAGAUCAAAGGAAUGGAAGCCAACUCAACCUCCUCGCUCCUUGCACUUCAUCGACCCAGCAGCUCUUAACUAGUGGCUUCAUUCAGCUGGAAAGCCACGGCGUGGGUGCAUAUAAUACCCUUUUUCUUUUUUUGUGUCGAAUGUCUUUCAUUAAGUUGUCACUUCAUUUUGUCACCCCAGCCUCCUCCCCUUCAUUAUCAGUGUCUCAAGCUUCCCCCUUCCUCUCGCUUUUAUUCAAGGCUACUUUUACUCCUAUUAUCUCCUACGCUUUAUUUGCUAUCGGUGACUCAAGCCGUCGAUAUGUACAUUCCGGUAAACUCCUGCCCCGAUUUUCAUGGGUUGAAUCUCAUUCCUACCAUUCUCAUUUGUUGCUUCACACCAGCCUGUAUCUCCAGGAGUACCAAUCUCUCAGUUCACUACCCUCCUCAGCGACAGACACAACACAUCCACACCGCAUCGCCAAACGCGAUGCCGGACUCGCUGGCGGUGGUGUGGGUGGCUUCCUCUCCUUCCUCAUUCUCAUCUGGAUCAUCUGGUGCUGUAUCCGGCGUCGUCGCACUGUCUAUGUCGCCGACACUACCCAGCAAACCGCCGUCGCUACUUCUAGCAAUAAUGAAGCAGCUCAAGCUACCGCUACCGCUAAUAACAUUACGGUUAACCCGGUUUUCAUGGUUGCUAGUCCCCAGCCUGCUCAACAGCCACUUUCUCCGCAGCCGACGGGGUAUGGACCAGCACAGCCGCUUUCGCCGCAGACAACCGGGGGCUACCCAGUUCAAGGGGAGAUUCCAAUGACCACGCUUCCAGUCCAACAACCUAUACAAGCGUAUACAGGAGCUGUAGCCACUGCUGGUGGCGUACCGGCCCAGGCACCGGUAUCCGUGGGAAGCCCAGCGCCCCAGGGGUAUCAACAAUUCCAGCAACAUUCUGUACAGAGUGCUCCGAUCCAGACCGCGCCAAUUCAAACAGCGCCAAUCCAAGCGGCACCGAUUCAGACCGCCCCGAUUCAGCAAGGGCAAGAUGGCCCCCCCCCUCAUGAUCGGGUAAUGUGGAUGAAAGAUGACAUUGGCUUUGUCGAGCUCUUGAGGAGUAUCGUAAUUCGUCUUAAUAUACCCUUAAUAAACAACCGCUUCCUCUCAAAGUUACGUCCGCUUCUCUAUACGUUGUGCAAUGUUUGGGCCAUCGUUUACGCUCCUUUCCAUCUUAGCAAUUUCCCUAUCAUAUCGCCCUCGCACAAAGCGUACUGGCCUUUGGUGCAAAUGGAGAGGACCAUGGCAAUGGCUAAGGGGAUAUAUACGGUACUGCCCUCUGCUGUACCCCUAUUCCUUCAUGUAUUUAGUUCCGAGUCCCCACGCACUCCCAUAUGCCUCUGA